This is a messenger RNA of Sander lucioperca (pikeperch), 2476 nucleotides long. RefSeq names its product progestin and adipoQ receptor family member VII, a (gene paqr7a). The record is from RefSeq and is a predicted model, not a curated record. Gene Ontology annotation, biological process: response to steroid hormone. Gene Ontology annotation, cellular component: plasma membrane. The transcript is spliced from 4 exons. NCBI's taxonomy places the organism in Eukaryota, Metazoa, Chordata, Actinopteri, Perciformes, Percidae. Gene Ontology annotation, molecular function: steroid binding; nuclear steroid receptor activity. Bases 146 to 1210 code for a protein of 354 amino acids.
CGCAGCCUUUUCACUUCAGAGCAAGACACAUCUGUUGAAUGUGUCUCGCCCUGCGGAGGAAGAGAUCAUUUCAGCUGCGGACACUGAAAAAAACAAGGAACAGGGUGGGAAGGACCCAGUGUGCAUCACUCAGCUACUGACAGUUAUGGCGACCAUUGUGAUGGAGAGAAUUGGGCGAGUGUUCAUCAGCCUGCAGCAGAUCAGGGAGCUUCCUCGGAUGCUGACUGAUGCUGCACCCUCCAUGCCCGGCACCGUAAGAGACACCGAGGUUCCCUACUACUUCAGGGAGCGCUACGUCUGCACCGGCUACCGGCCACUCUACCAAAACUGGCGCUAUUACUUCCUGUCUUUAUUCCAGCGCCACAAUGAGACAAUCAACAUCUGGACUCACCUGCUGGCAUUUUUAGUUAUUCUGGUUAGAUUACGGCAACUCGCUGAGACUGUGGACUUUGUUGGUGAUCCUCAUUCAUGGCCCCUGUUGAUCCUCAUCCUGUCCUCCUUGACCUACUCGGCAUUCAGCGCAGCAGCUCACCUACUGGGUGGAAAGUCUGAGCUGUGUCAUUACAUCUUCUUCUUUCUGGACUAUGUUGGGGUAGCCCAGUAUCAGUACGGCAGUGCUAUAGUUCACUUUUACUAUGCUGUGGAUGAGAGCUUGCACAGACACGUGCAUGGGAUCUUCAUGCCCGCUGCCACUGUCCUCAGCUGUCUGUCAUGCCUCGGAUGCUGCUACGGCAAGUACUUCAACCACAGCUUACCGACGUGGGUGCGUAAGGUGUGCCAGGUGGUGCCCUCAGCGCUUGCCUAUACCUGGGACAGCAGUCCUGUGGCUAUAAGACUCAUGUCAUGGUCUCCAGCCAGCAAUGACCCAGCCAUUAGCUAUCACUUUGGCCAGGUGGCUUUCUUUCUCAGCUGCAGCUUCUUCUUUACCUUCCCUCUGCUAGAGCGCUGCUUCCCUGGGCGGUGCGAUUUUGUGGGACAGAGUCAUCAGAUCUUCCAUGUACUCUUAUCUUGCUGCACCCUGUGUCAGAUCCAUGCCUCUCACCUCGACUACGUGGGCCGUAGGAAGCUGUACUCGCGUCUGCAUAAGAGCGGUGAGGCUGCUCUCUUUGUGGGAUUGUACGUGGUCACUUUGGUCGGAUGUGCGCUAGUUGUUGCCUUCAUGCUGAAGAAAGCUAAACAAGUGCUUGAUUUCAAAGCCAAGUCCAAAUAAUAUAUUAGAUGUUGUAGGAACUAUAUAAAAAAACAUUAAUGUGCCUUUCCUUUUAGACUUACAGCUUUGAUAGAAAGGGAACUAAUUAUACUUUUCAUAGAACUUUUUCAUAACUCUGGCAGUAUAACGUAAGGAUACAUAAUGAUAUUAGGAGUUAGUAUUUUGGUACUGAUUUGUAAUAUAAUUUGUGGAAUCAUUCCCAGUAUUUUUCAUGUAUCAGCAGAGGCUGGUGUUUUUUAAGUAAUCAAAAUCAGAUUCAUAACAACCUGCAUAUCACUGCCUGCAGUAUAUGGCCAUUUAGAAAAUCACUGCUGUAACCGAUAAAAAUAUGCAUGCAGAGGGAUUUGUUCAAUUAUCUAGUUAUAGUAUGUUUUUCUUUUUAUACUGAGAUACUGUGAUAUGUGGAAUAGCAUCUAAAAUGUGCAAAUAUUAGGGCUGUAACGAUACACCAAACCCACGAUUCAGUUUGUAUCACGAUUUUUGACCUACGAUUCGAUACACACCUCGAUUCUUUUGGGGGGGGAUGGGGGUGUUCGGAGGAGAGUUAUACUCAGUAAACGUAAUACAACUUUUUUUUUGCCACGUGGCAUCGUUUUGUAAUUGAUUACAUGCCACUUUGCAACACAGUAAUACAACAGAGACCUUAUUUAUUGAUAUUGAAUGAUUUCAAUAUCGAUCGAUCCAACACCAAAGAUUCUUUUGUACCUUAAAAUAAUAUUUCCAAAAAUGAGACAUAAGAGUAAUGGUAAUGGUUACGGUAAUGGACAAUUCCGCUUCCAACCUGUAGGGGGACCGAAGAGGAAAAGUGCUUUGGUGCCUACUAUAAAGGUAUGCUUGGUCUAUAACGGUCUAUAAAUUCUUGGUGGGUAACAUAAGAUUACGCCACCGUUCAACACGCUCAGUUAUUUUUAAUAUGAUUGUUUUGACCACGGUUAACAACUCUGGGCUAACCCACAAAUUCAUCAGUAACGUUAACUGUAUAGAUAGACAACUAAUCUAAUGGUAAUUUAGCCAGCUAGCACACCCAUGUCUGUCUGCCUCACUCACUGCAAGGCUUCAGGGUGUGUCGCAAUUCUGCCUUCUCACACCGCGACACAGGUUCGUGGAUCUGAGUGUCGCGAUUUCGGUUUCAUAUCGCUUUUCGUUACAGCCCAAUGUUUUGUUAUCAUGCUAUGGGUCAUAUUUUACCAAAACUAAUGGAUUUUUAAUUCAGAAAUGGUUAAAAGUUGAUACUCUGAUCACUGCUUGUGGCAACAUUUUUCCUAC